Molecule: messenger RNA, 1042 nt
Organism: Papaver somniferum (opium poppy)
Lineage: Eukaryota; Viridiplantae; Streptophyta; Magnoliopsida; Ranunculales; Papaveraceae
Product: photosynthetic NDH subunit of lumenal location 3, chloroplastic-like
Exons: 2
Coding region: 504-875 (123 amino acids)
Biological process (GO): photosynthetic electron transport chain; photosynthesis
Cellular component (GO): photosystem II; chloroplast; extrinsic component of membrane
Molecular function (GO): calcium ion binding
Source: RefSeq, a predicted model, not a curated record
CUAGGUUUUACCUUAGAUUGAAGAAGAUGGAGUUUUCUUUUGUUUUGUGUUAAAUAAAAGGUUACAGAGAAUAGAAAAUGGUGUUAGUGAUUUUAUUAAAAUCUUAUAAAGAAAUUCUACAGCUUUGAAUGUUUUGAUGGGAAUAGAUUGACCUCAAAGUUUGAUUCUGAGAUUGUUUGUUUAACCCUAACCUUUUUUUUUCUUUUUCUUUUUCUUGGUCAUAUAGAAAACUCUACCUGGUCAUAACAUUGUCUAAUUAUUAUGCAAUAAUACUGAAUUGUGAAAUUAUGUCAUUUUCAUAUAAAUUUUUAAUUGCUUGUGUGCCCUUGGAAGUGCAUUAGUACUUUUCUUCUCCACAAAGUUACAAAAAAGGACCUCUUUUUUCCAAUGUGCUUUUCUUGCAACAAUAAGCUUCAUUCAACUUUAUUUUGUUGUGCUUUUUAUCAAAUGCAUAAACUGAUUUGUGGAGUUUGAUUGUUUUGUUGUUUGUAGUUUUGAGGAAAAUGGCAGGAAUCAUAUCGAACGGUGGCGUUUACCGGAUAAGACAGUGUGCCCUCGACCUAUUAUCGAUUGUUGAUUUGAUGGGUGGCGAGGUUUCAUGGGACAUUAUAGGAAGAGAUCUUGAGCUUAGAUCAACAUUCUUAUACUGUGAUUUCAAACAAAUCAUUUCUAAAGCAGCAGAGGACGAAAAAAAAACCUUAAUUAACCUUGCCAACCGCUUAUUAUGUUCUAUAGAAGAGAUGAGCUAUGCAGUAAAACUAAAAGAUAGUACUUUGAUGGAGAGCAGAUACUUCGACACAACAAAGGUUUUGGAAGACUUGAUGGCUCUCCUUCCUUAUCGCGAUCCAUUCGUCGAGGAUGAAUCGGACGAUUAAGUGAAUCCCUCAUUAACUGUAUAUGUUUUACCCCUUCCCUCAUGUACAGCUGGUUUUUUCCUUCUUGGGCUUUAAAUACCAUCCAUCUGUAAAUACUAAAUACCAGUUUAGGAUGAUUUCAUAUGUAAAAAGUUUGGUUUAGGCUUAAAUGUUUCAACUCCUGGAUA